AGCGGCUGCCGUCGGGUCGCCGCGGCUUUCGCUUUGCCGCCGCGGCUGGGCGGGCGAGAGCGGUAGGCUCGGCGGCCGGCGGUCCUCUCACACCAGCUCUCGCAGCGGCGAGGGGCGCUCUUCGUCCAGCCCUCCCGGUUCGCGGAUUACCUACCGAGGCGCCCGCGCCCCCCGGGCUCCCCGCCUCGGCCACUCCGCGUCCCCGAUGCCGAGGCAUGGAUAGAGCGGCGCUGCGCGCGGCGGCUAUGGGGGAGAAGAAGGAGGGCGGCGGCGGCAGAGCCGCGGCGGCCGCGGAUGGGGGCGCCGGGGCCGCGGCCAGCCGGGCGCUGCAGCAGUGCGGGCAGCUCCAGAAGCUCAUCGACAUCUCCAUCGGCAGCCUGCGCGGGCUCCGCACCAAGUGCGCCGUGUCCAACGACCUCACCCAGCAGGAGAUCCGGACCCUGGAGGCGAAGCUGGUCCGGUACAUUUGCAAGCAGCGGCAGUGCAAGCUGAGCGUGGCCCCCGGGGAGAGGACCUCCGAGCUCAACAGCUACCCUCGCUUCAGCGACUGGCUGUACACCUUCAACGUGAGGCCGGAGGCAGUGCAGGAGAUCCUCCGUGAGCUCACGCUGGAUGCCCUGCUGGACAUGAACGAGGCCAAGGUGAAGGAGACGCUGCGGCGCUGCGGGGCCAGCGCCGAGGAGUGUGGCCGCCUGCAGUAUGCGCUCACCUGCCUGCGGAAGGUGACAGGCCUGGGAGGGGAGCACAGAGAGGACGCGGGCUGGAGCUCGUUGGACGCCCGCCGGGAAAGUGGCUCCGGGCCUUCCGCAGACACCCUCUCGCCAGCCAGCCUGCCCUGGCCCCCGGGGAGUGCCCAGCUGGGCAGAAUGGGCAGCAGUGCCCAGGGCCCACGCUCCAUCUCCGUGUCAGCUCUGCCCGCCUCGGACUGCCCAAACCCCAGCCCCGGGGAGGGCCUCGCAGACCCCUGCAUCUCCCUGCAUGCCAGCGGCCGGCUGACGCCCCGCGCCCUGCCCAGCUUCAUCACCCCGCCGACCACGCCCCAGCUCCGACGGCACACCAAGCUGAAGCCGCCCAGGACGCCGCCCCCGCCCAGCCGCAAGGUCUUCCAGCUGCUGCCCAGCUUCCCCACGCUCACCCGGAGCAAGUCCCACGAGUCUCAGCUGGGGAACCGCAUCGACGAGGUCUCCCCGAUGAGGUUUGAUCUCCCGCACGGAUCCCCACAGAUGGUACGAAGGGACAUCGGGCUCUCGGUGACACACAGGUUCUCCACCAAGUCCUGGCUGUCCCAGGUCUGCCAUGUGUGCCAGAAGAGCAUGAUGUUUGGAGUGAAGUGCAAGCAUUGCAGGUUGAAGUGUCAUAACAAGUGUACAAAAGAAGCCCCUGCCUGUAGAAUAUCCUUCCUUCCACUAACCAGGCUUCGGAGGACAGAAUCUGUCCCCUCGGACAUCAACAAUCCAGUGGACAGAGCAGCCGAGCCCCAUUUCGGAACCCUCCCGAAAGCACUGACAAAGAAGGAGCACCCUCCGGCCAUGAACCACCUGGACUCCAGCAGCAACCCGUCCUCCACCACGUCCUCCACGCCCUCCUCGCCUGCACCCUUCCCAACGUCAUCCAACCCAUCCAGCGCCACCACGCCCCCCAACCCAUCGCCUGGCCAGCGGGAUGGCAGGUUCAACUUCCCAGCUGCCUACUUCAUUCAUCAUAGACAGCAGUUUAUCUUCCCAGACAUUUCGGCAUUUCCACAGGCAGCCUCGCUCCCCGACGCGGCCGACAGUUCCCGGCUUGAAGACCAGCCCAAAGCAGACCUGUCAGGGGAUCAUGAAGUGGAGGCUGAGGAGCCUGAGGCCAGCAAGUCGGAGGCGGAAGACGACGAGGACGAGGUGGACGACUUGCCCAGCUCCCGCCGGCCCUGGCGGGGCCCCAUCUCUCGCAAGGCCAGCCAGACCAGCGUGUACCUGCAGGAGUGGGACAUCCCCUUCGAGCAGGUGGAGCUGGGUGAGCCCAUCGGGCAGGGCCGCUGGGGCCGGGUGCACCGCGGCCGCUGGCACGGCGAGGUGGCCAUCCGCCUGCUGGAGAUGGACGGCCACAACCAGGACCACCUGAAGCUGUUCAAGAAGGAGGUGAUGAAUUACCGGCAGACGCGGCACGAGAACGUGGUGCUUUUCAUGGGGGCCUGCAUGAACCCGCCUCACCUGGCCAUCAUCACCAGCUUCUGCAAGGGACGGACGUUGCACUCGUUUGUGAGGGACCCCAAGACGUCACUGGACAUCAACAAGACCAGACAGAUCGCCCAGGAGAUUAUCAAGGGAAUGGGCUAUCUCCACGCCAAGGGCAUCGUGCACAAAGAUCUCAAGUCCAAGAACGUCUUCUACGACAAUGGCAAAGUGGUCAUCACAGACUUCGGGCUGUUUGGGAUCUCCGGCAUCGUCCGAGAGGGACGGCGUGAGAACCAGCUGAAGCUGUCACAUGACUGGCUGUGCUACCUGGCCCCCGAGAUCGUGCGGGAAAUGACCCCCGGGAAGGACGAGGACCAGCUGCCGUUCUCCAAAGCUGCUGACGUCUACGCAUUUGGGACUGUGUGGUAUGAGCUGCAAGCCAGAGACUGGCCUUUGAAGAACCAAGCUGCAGAGGCCCUGAUCUGGCAGAUUGGGAGCGGAGAGGGCAUGAAGCGAGUCCUGGCCUCCGUCAGCCUAGGGAAGGAAGUCACGGAGAUCCUGUCCGCCUGCUGGGCCUUCGACCUGCAGGAGCGGCCCAGCUUCCCUCUGCUGAUGGACAUGCUGGAGAAACUGCCCAAGCUGAACCGGCGGCUCUCACACCCCGGGCACUUCUGGAAGUCUGCUGAGCGCUGGCGGAGCCGCUACUACGGGAAAGGACGUUUCGGUCACCUUGACUUUAAGAACAACUGUACCGUCCUGGAGGAAUACAUUAACAGCAGCAAAGUUGUACCCCGGUUUGAAAGAUUUGGCUUGGGCGUCCUGGAGUCCAGUAACCCAAAGAUGUAGCCGGCUGUGCAGUUUUUCUGCUGAUGUAUUUCUUUCUUAAAUGUGUUUCUGAAACAUCCAAAUGACCACCGCGACAAAAAAACAACAACACUCUUUGAAAUGCCAGCCAUCCUCCUGAGCGCUGCAAACCAGGAACUCGUGUCCUCCGUUUACGCUGUUCCUCCGCAAAAACACUUGGAGCCCCGAGAUGGAGCUGCACCUGCUCUUUCUUAAGAUGACAUCGCCACCAACAAGACCUGUGCCAGCAAGAGGCAAAUGUUUACAUGCGUGUUUCUGCAGAGUUGGACAGGAUGUUGUACAAUAAUACAAGUGGCCCGCAUAGAGGUCGCUGGCACCCUCAGCCGGGAUGGCAGAAGUAACUGCCCCUCUGGAGGACCCCGUAGGCCGUGAGGCACCCACUCUGGGCCAGAGGAAGAAAAGCAUCGUGACUGUGGCUGUUCUCCGGGUAGGACGGGGAGGCACAAGGUUUGACCCAGCCUCUGUGUUGGUUCUAAACUCCAUCAGUGGGGAAUCGCCAUCUGUAGGCUUCUCCCCUGGUCCUCCAAAGGGAUGCGGUCCCUCCUCUGGCAGAGGAAACCCUGGCUGAGCACUGAGCUGGAUUAUGAGGGUGGGGAGUUCACAGAGCGCUUGGAUUCACCUCUGACCCCUAUAAUCCAGGAAAAGCACAGCCAGAAUCCAAAUGACAUCUAGGCUGAUCCAGUGGUUUCCAGCCAGGGUUUCCUCUGCCUGUGGAGAUGUUUCUUUCAUGAAGCCCCCAGGGACUAAGGAUCUCAGCUCUUAAGAUACAGCCCAAUCCUUGACUGACAUUUAACCCCUGAGCUAAGGCCCAGCCCAGCAGGUGCAUUCCAUGAAGGCCUUGUCUGUGAGAAUAGAGAAGGGAGAGGGAGGGAGACGGGGCAGAGAGGGUCCCUGAGCCACCUUCUCAACCGCAGGGUGCCCUGGCUGUCUAAAACCCAUCAUCAGUCAUGCCAGGUUUCCAGAACUGCACGCCUUCUCCACCCCUCAGUCCUGCUGAAGCCCCUUAGCCCACUCCUGACUCCUCCUCUGCCCGGGUUCAGAGCUCUUAGCGAAGGUGGGUGGCAUACCCCGCCAACCUCUUUCAUUUAGACCCACAUAGCAAGCCCUAACCUGCAGGGCCUUCCCAGGCACAGGUCAGGCCUUCUGCUCCUGUCCAUUUGAACCAGAGGAGGGAAAGUCCAGGAUAUGUGUCCUGCUUGUGUCCUCAUUAGAUGCUGUCACCUAGAGACAAAUGUUCUAAAUGGCAAAGCCCUACAGUGGACGUGAUGUCAUAUGGCACUCCAAAGCCAUUAAUGAGCAGGGGCCUUGAAAGUGGAGGGGAGUUUGGCUUCAGAUCUGGACCUUGCGUCUGCGCUCUGAGACAGGACGGGAAGCAUGCGACCCUCCCACCCGCUUCACGUAAACACAUCUGGCCAGGCCCCAGACCUUCAGAGCCUUCCCUGGGGUCUGGCCAAAUUAUCACGGGAAGUGGGCGGCUCUGCCUGGAAGCUGCGGGCAGGCUGGAAGGACCCCUUGGUGGCCCUGCUGGGAGGGCACAGCUGAGCGGCCCUGCAGCGUCCCCGGGCCUACGCGCCCAUCAGCGCCUCGGCCCUUCCCGCUCAGGGUGUGGGGAGGAAGACAGAGGAGCCGCAAACCAGUGGGACUUGGCUCUGCGGGACCGCACGUUUCUCCCCAUCAUCCCCUUGGCCCCCGCAUCUCACAGGCAAAGCCGCCUGGCGUGUGACUCCGCCUCUGGCCGUCAGGCUCCUCCCCCACAAGGCGGAGCCUUCCCAGAGGUCACAGCCUGUGCUUCUCACAUUUCCCCUCUGAACCCUGGGGCGCGCAAGUGAGCCCAGAGGUGGGACCGCAGCUGAGCAAGUCAGGCUCAACUCACAGCCCACAGAAGGUCAGUUGGGUUUGUUUCAUUCUCUGUCUGGGGGGGUCACACCCUGAGCUCAGUUCAGGAAGCUUUCACUGAGCGCCACUGUGCCCUGUGCAAGCGCCGGGGGCCCGCGAUGGGAGCAGCCACAGUGCCUGACCUUAGGGAACCCUGAGGGUGGAGCCGGGGGACACCCCUCCUCUCUCCAGGGCCCUGAGAUGCCUUGCUGCUCUCGGCCUGAGCCUCUGCACUGUCUGUCAUUUAAGAGAAAUGCCUGGGAAGCGGCCCCAUUCCCCCGUGAUCCCCCUCCCUGUCUGUUUCAGCGACUGUGAAUUGAGGUUAGGAAGGCAAGCUCGCCCUUCGUGUCCGCUCCCUGUCUGCCUUGGAAACACAUGAAGGACAGCAGAUACUGUGAAUCCAGCCCUCACAGCCCACUGUGAAAGGGAUGGAGCAGCUGGGAGGUCUCCUAGGUUGAGAGCUGCGGGGGCGGAGGGAAGUGGGGCUGCAGAGCUCCCCUCUGGGUCUGGGGGUGGAGCCCAAGCUUCAACCCUUCAGCCCCACCCCCUCCUUCCCCGCCUCACCUCCAAAACCCUAGGAUCUGUCUCUGCUGCCUUUAGCCGCCAGACCCCUGGGUCUCCAUCCAGCAAGUUCUCGGUCCGUCGUGAGACGUGUGUAGCAAAGCUGACCUCUCUGUGUCACCAAGUCAAAGACAUGUGCAGGGCCUGGCCUCCCUCUACCCGCUCAUGCAUUUCUUUCUGCGAUCACCCAGGAGAGUUGCCCGCCCUAUGAGGCCAUGCUGGCGGUGGUCUGUGCGGAUGUGGGAGCCAGGUGGAGACCUAAAUGUGAAGCCGUUUGGGGAGCUAGUGUGAUGCUGCCCGUCAGCCAGGAUUUCAUCUGGGGGUGCCAAGCCGGCGUCUUCUGUGGCCACGAGGCACACACUCGCUUUUUUGAAUGGGAUGUAAAGUUUGUACAGUAAAAGUUUUUAUAUUUUCUAUCAACCACACUUGUCUUCCAGAAAGGCUAUUAAUUUAAAUUAAAAUGGUUAGUAUUAA
This is a messenger RNA of Phacochoerus africanus (Common warthog), 5930 nucleotides long. RefSeq names its product kinase suppressor of ras 1 (gene KSR1). Lineage: Eukaryota; Metazoa; Chordata; Mammalia; Artiodactyla; Suidae. Gene Ontology annotation, biological process: protein phosphorylation. The coding region runs from base 216 to 3002 and encodes 928 amino acids. Gene Ontology annotation, molecular function: protein kinase activity; ATP binding. The transcript is spliced from 21 exons. The record is from RefSeq and is a predicted model, not a curated record.